This is a messenger RNA of Schistocerca cancellata (South American locust), 1272 nucleotides long. RefSeq names its product odorant receptor Or2-like. The transcript is spliced from 7 exons. Gene Ontology annotation, cellular component: plasma membrane. The record is from RefSeq and is a predicted model, not a curated record. NCBI's taxonomy places the organism in Eukaryota, Metazoa, Arthropoda, Insecta, Orthoptera, Acrididae. Gene Ontology annotation, biological process: sensory perception of smell; detection of chemical stimulus involved in sensory perception of smell. Gene Ontology annotation, molecular function: olfactory receptor activity; odorant binding. Bases 1 to 1272 code for a protein of 423 amino acids.
AUGUCAGAAGUAACUCGUGGCCCAUAUCUGUCACAAGAGCUUACACAGGUGAAAAGCGGCCUGCUGCAGAGAGAGCUACCAAUCAGUGAUGAGACAGCAACAUUUACUUGGAGCGAGACUGCGGGCUCCCUAUUGAAGGUGAACAUUCGAAUACUGUUCUUCAGUGGUGCGUGGCCACUGACAGAAUCCGCCCUGUAUUACGUCUACACCGCAGCCGUGUUCCUGGCGAGUGUCGCCAAUAUGGCCGAAGCCGCCGUGGGCAUCGCCUUCGGACAGGGCAGCAUGGAAGAGAUCACACUGGUGCUGCCCAACACGCUGACCACGGCCUGCGGUGUGGUCAAGCUGGCCUUCUUCUUGCGCGACCACCGACGCUACUACGCCCUGGUGCGACGAACGGAGCGUCUGGUGAUGUCCCAGGAGGAACUGGCGGGAGGAGCAGCCGAAGCCUCUGCACGUGACGUGAGCCGCCGCGUGCGCGCCUUCGCCCUGUUCGUGGUCGCUCUCAUCUGCGUCCAGGGCGCCGUCUGGUGCCCCAUGCCGCUUAUUGCCUACCCAGGCGAGAGGAAACUGCCGUUUGGACAGCUACCCAGCACCAAUUACACUCAGGUGCCAGUGUACGAGUUAUCAUACGUACUGCAGUGCAUGUCGAGUUUCACCAUCGCUAACGUCACACUAGGCUUCGACUGCCUUUUCAUGGGCAUCAUGGAGUUCUUGGGAGCGCAGCUCGACCUACUAACCUUACGACUCAGAAGCCUGCAACUGGAUGCGACCGCCUGCACCACCGAGCAGAAAGACGGACGUGGCUGUGCUGUUCAGGCAACGAAAGGGUAUGACGACGCUCACAGGGAGCUGUGUCUCUGUAUUGAGAGGCAUCAGGAGAUCAUCAGGUUUACCAGAUACCUGGAAGAAACUAUGAGUCCCGUCGCAAUGACGCAGUUCAUGUUCAGCGUCCUGUCGAGCGAUGACUUCAGCGCUGUAUUUCGAUGCGUGGCUUUCCUGCCCCUACCUGGCGGCCAGAUGUACAUCUACUGCUGGGCCGCUCAUCGCAUCACGGAGAAGGCGGAGGCGCUGUCUAUGGCGGCCUACAGCUGCCAGUGGGUGGAGUCCAGCCAGUGCUUCAAGCGCUCCCUGGCGAUCGUCAUAUUACGGGCACAGCAGCAACUGGUCAUCACCGCAGGGCACCUCUACCCAGUCAACAGAACCACUUUUGUCUCGCUUGUGAAUGCAUCUUACUCCUACUACGCGCUACUGGGACAGAUCAACAAGCGUUGA